AUGGGCGUGACUCGAUCGCGCACACUGCUAUUCCUUUCUAUUCGAGAUUCACUUACCCCUGGCACGCAGAGCAAUGCUCUAAGCACGCCCCUACUUCAUGAUGCCCCAACAUCUGAAGAUGUGUACUUUGACGAUGUGCGUGACGAGGUCGCCCUCGAUGUAUCCCUCCCACCAGCAUGGGUCGACGCCACGGAACAGGUGGAUGCGAUUCUCAGUGCUAUGAUACCCAAACUUGCUCAACUUGAUCGACUCCAUGCGCAGCACUUACUACCUAGCUUUGACGAUAAAAGCGACCAAAAACGUGUGAUUGAGGACCUCACAGACGAUAUCACGCAGGAUUUUCGGCGGGCUUCUGAGCAGGUGGCCAAGCUGGCGAAGCAGACGACCGAAGCACUUCGGUCGAAGCGCUUGUCUAAGCCUGAGGUCACCGCUGCGCGGAAUGCUCAGACCGCAUUGGCGACCCGUGUACAGCACAUGUCGUCGGUGUUUCGACAAAAGCAAUCGACGUAUUUGCGCAAGCUCCAGGGCAUGGAGAUUCAAGAGCCGCAGAAAAGGGAGGCGUGGCUUCUAGACGAUGAAGACAGUGUCCGGGAUGAUGUCGCACUGUGGCAGCAAAGCGAGCAGACACUCAUUGAUACAAAUGAUGGCCUGCAAGAAAUCCAGGAGCGCGACAGGGAAGUGCAGCAGAUUGCCACUUCCAUUGCGGAAUUGGCACAGCUGUUUCAGGAUCUGAACGUUUUGGUGAUUGAGCAGGGCUCGAUGCUCGAUCGCGUCGACUACAACAUUGACAGUAUGGCUAGAGAUAUGCAACAGUCAUCCGCGGAGCUGGGGAGAGCGAUGCGCUACCAGGUCGGUGCAGGUCGGCGCGCGCUGAUUUUACUGCUCCUGCUGUGCAUUGCUUUGUUGGUUGCCAUCCUGAUCAUCCGUCCCUUUUUCCGCUAA
Molecule: messenger RNA, 942 nt
Organism: Malassezia sympodialis ATCC 42132
Lineage: Eukaryota; Fungi; Basidiomycota; Malasseziomycetes; Malasseziales; Malasseziaceae
Gene: TLG2
Exons: 2
Coding region: 1-942 (313 amino acids)
Biological process (GO): intracellular protein transport; vesicle-mediated transport; vesicle fusion
Cellular component (GO): SNARE complex; membrane; endomembrane system
Molecular function (GO): SNAP receptor activity; SNARE binding
Source: RefSeq, a predicted model, not a curated record